Molecule: messenger RNA, 800 nt
Organism: Yamadazyma tenuis ATCC 10573
Lineage: Eukaryota; Fungi; Ascomycota; Pichiomycetes; Serinales; Debaryomycetaceae
Source: RefSeq, a predicted model, not a curated record
ACAUCGAACUCCAACCUCAUUGCUUCGACAAAAAUGCCAUCUGUACUUAUUGCCCUCCCAUCUUACCACGGACCUUUCUUCAACGAUGGUACCACCACCGGUACCUUCGCGGUCGAAGUCAUCCACCCAUUCGAGGCUUUCAAAGCCAAAGGGUACGACAUUGACUUUGCUUCAAGAACCGGUUCCUUCGGCUAUGACGACCAUUCUCUUACCGAAGACUUCCUCAAAGGUGAUGACAAGGCCAUUUUGGAAGACCCCAACUCCGAAUAUAAUAUCACUCUUAAGAAAAUCAAGAAGGCCUCGGAUGUAAAUCCUAAAGACUACGACAUUUUCUUUGCCGUUGGGGGCUACGGAGCAAGUUUCGACUUUCCUACUGCCACCGAUGUGGUGAAGGUGGCGGAAGACAUUUACGCCAACGGUGGUGUUGUUGCAGCUGUUUGUCAUGGUCCAGCUAUUUUCACCAAUAUGAAGGAUCCUAGUACCGGAAAGCCACUUAUUGCUGGUAAGAACGUCACGGGAUUCACUGAUGAAGGAGAAAAGUUGUUUGAUACCGACAAACCUUUGGUCAAGUACAACCUUGACACCAUGGAGGGUGUUGCCAAAAAGACAGGUGCUAACUUCAAGUUACCAGGUGCUCCAUUUGAUGAUUUUACUGUUACUGACGGUAGAGUGGUGACGGGGGUUAACCCUGCAUCUGCUGGGUCUACCGCCCGGGCUGCCAUUAUUGCUUCUCAACAGUAGCUAGUUAGGAUUGAAUAAAUAUUGACUUUCGGAGUUUAUGUGAAAUUGGGUGAGGUGAU